Molecule: messenger RNA, 6008 nt
Organism: Oreochromis niloticus (Nile tilapia)
Lineage: Eukaryota; Metazoa; Chordata; Actinopteri; Cichliformes; Cichlidae
Gene: golga7bb
Product: golgin A7 family, member Bb
Exons: 5
Coding region: 146-622 (158 amino acids)
Biological process (GO): protein targeting to membrane; peptidyl-L-cysteine S-palmitoylation
Cellular component (GO): palmitoyltransferase complex
Source: RefSeq, a predicted model, not a curated record
CAGCAGGAGCGCGCGCAGUCACGCACACACACGUGCACGCGGGCGACCGCUUACCGGCGGGCUGUAGUUGCGUUGUCCCAAACAGCACGCGCAAACGGUUGCCGUUUUCAGCACGGGACAGAUCCCGCAACCCUCUCACUGCAAUAUGGCGACAGAGUUCCACAACCUUCAGGAGCUCCGACACAGUCCAUCGCUGGUCACCAAGGUGUUUAUACAGAGAGACUACAGUGAAGGAACUGUGUGCCGAUUCCAGACCAAGUUUCCCUCAGAGCUUGACAACAGGAUUGAACGAACUUUACUUGAGGAGACGGUGAAGACCCUUAACUCUUAUUAUGCUGAGGCUGAAAAAAUUGGAGGUCAGUCGUACCUGGAAGGAUGUCUGGCUUGUGCAACAGCUUACAUCAUCUUCCUCUGCAUGGAAACGCGAUAUGAAAAGGUGCUGAGGAAGAUAUCAGGUUUCAUCCAGGAGCAGAAUGAGAAGAUCUACGCUCCUCGAGGUCUGCUGCUCACAGACCCCAUAGAGAGAGGAAUGAGGGUUCUUGAGAUCAGCGUGUUUGAAGACCGGGGCUCGGGCGGCUCCAGUCCCAGCAGCACCAUGUCGUCGGGCAGCAGCGCUCGGUGACUGGAGGGGCAGCACCAGGCUUACGGAUACCACCACAGGGGCAGCGGCACACUUACCAACAUCCGCAUGCUGAAACAUGAGAGCACCAGGUUCUAGGACGAGUGGAAAGAAAAAGGCGAGGAGGUGAUUCACAACAUUCAUGCUCUCUCUGCUGGGGCCGACAAUGUAUCACCUCCAGAAGAAGAGCUGGCUUAAAAACACACCCUGGAUACAAAACAGAAUCAACACAAGUGCAACAGAACCCACACAUACUCUAACUGUAGACACAUAACAGCAACCAGAGUUUCUGUGAAGAAAUAUCCUACACUCUCCAAGAGCUAUCAAACUAAAAUACUCAUUGAUUGUUUUUGCUCUAAUUUUUUUUCCAUUCACCUUUUCUUUCAUUCCAUCACAUCUGCUUCUAUGAGUCACACCACCUCUGCAUUGUAGCUGAUUCUGCAGACUUUGCCUUCCUUAGACUAAAUUUCAGUGCGGGACUUUUUCAAGGAGAGGUCACUUUGUCUGUCUGUUUAUGCACUGACAUUGCAAUCUUAGGUUUUAUGCAACAUGUCUGAAAUCUGAAAGGAAGAAAACAGCCGCCUUACUGGGAGACUCGUAGCUGUGUCUUCUUGCUAAAUGACUGCAUUCAUCUCAGGUGGUUUAGGUCAAGCUGCUUUGAAUCCUGGCAAAUUGGGCCAGCUGUGGGACUGCUUGGUUCUCUGCUCCGUUCACAUACACUUGGCUUCAAUAUCAAAAGGCUAACAGAGAGCACCUUGAAUUAUUUAUUCUUCUCAUUCACAACAGUGGAUACAAGUGAUCCACAUCACAGCUGUAGGUCAUGCUCAAACACACUCUGUUUCUCACUUUCUUUCUCUCGCUUCCUGCAUAUUCGCAUACUUGAGCAUAGAAAUGCACACAGCCAUGUCAACGUACUGCACUCGAAAAAACACAUAUUAGCAAGGGGGAGUGCACACAUGCAUAUACACAAAUACACACCUGUAGAAUAUGUGGCCAGGCGUCCCUGCAUACAAGCAGAUUCUGGUAGACUUGGAGUUGAAGUCGACCUACGUCUCAGCUCAUUUAGAAAACAAGCAAACCUCAGGCCCUUGAAGGCUGUGCCAUCGAUUCCAGCUUAGCAGAGAUCAUUAAGAAAAUAUCAAACAUCAAGGAGCAGUACCUUUAAGAAGCCACAGAGUCAGUCUGACGUGUUUAGUUCAGAAGAAGAAGAAAUCGAAAGACAUCGGGCCUUUAUCUCUACACCCGUUCCACGCAUGAAAUAGUGUGCCUGUUAUUGGCAAAUGCAUAUUUAUAUGUGAGUAUAGGUGUGUGCAAGAGGGUCAGCCUACACAAAGUUCAAUACCUAAACCUACACAAAAGCAAGGAUUUAAAAAAACUGUCUAUUGACUUUAACUGAUAUAUACCGCAAUAUGUUGAUGCAGAAUAAAGAAUCUUUCAGUUUGUAAGAUAAAGAAUAAGUUGUAGAUCCUUUUAGAUUAAAAAAUAUAUAUUUUUGAUCACAAAACAUCCAUCAUCUAUCACAUCUAUCUAACUACUUAUUCACAAUAUCACGCUACAGUGCAAUACAAUACAGUGCAUAAAAACUAUUUCUCCUUUGGGAAAUGAAACACUGUAUGACUAAUAUGUGUGUGUGUGUAUAUGUGGAGGCUGUUAAGCUUAAAUAUGAUGCAGCGAGCAUGCUGAUUACCAACAGACAGCAACAAUGCCCACACAUCUUCCAACAAAAGACAAGGCCUUUCAGAAAAGUUUGUCUUGACCAUGGUUCAUUUUCUGUAUGUUUUAUUGCUUGUUACCAUAGUGUUGGUCUUCAUCUUUUACCAUCUUCAGUCUUUUUCUCUAUAAACACAUACAUGUCUCUUAAUAAACCAUGAGAGUGUAGGUUUUGCUUAUUCUUUAACACAGUGGGCUAGAAGCAAACUGCUCUGCAGAGAGCCCUUGCAUGAAAAUAUCCUUGUGCCCUUUUCCCAGAGCCAUGUCGAGUUAAACUACUCGCUGGACAGUCAUUGCAGAAACGAUUACAUGUUGGCUUCAUUCCAGUAAGUAGUUUAAUUUCAACAUAACAUUUUAUUAACUAGUUGAUUGAGAUUUUUACCACAGCAGUUGAGUUCAGUUGUGCUUGUGUUAAGCCUCCUAUGCUUUUUGAUGCCUUCAUGUUUCAUCCCGGUGGAAUGGAUAUCCAGCCUGGGGCUGACGGACUGACCGACUUAAAAAUGACUCAGCACUGCCAAUAAGCAGAUAAAGGAGCUCAUUAGACAAUGUAUAAAGAAAAAAAAACAGCGUGCAACAGAGUGUAAAUGAACUGUACAGGAGAUGAAUUGUAAUGUACAUGCUUGUCAAUGUUUACCCACACAAACAAGUGGAUAGGGAUUGCAAUGAAGCUGUUUUCUCCCCCCCAAAAUCACUGAUGCCCAGUAUCAAUACAUGUUUUCACAGUCUGUCUACAUCUGGGUAUGAAGUGGAAGAUCAACUUGUCUGUACAGUAUGAGCUGCUGUAUAGUAUCAUAUGUAACAAGUCUUAACAAUGUAGCUUAUUGUUGGUAAUUAUAACAAUAUUGUCACUUUGUGUAGGAGGUAUAGAAAAGGGUGGUGUUAACGAUCCUCAGGGGAAUUGUGCAAAAUACAUAGGCUAAGGUUCUUGGAGAAAUCGCAUUCGCUUGGAGCUUUUGUGAGAAUAUUGUUGAUGUGUGGGAUUACAGACUAGUGAUGGGCGUAAUGACUCUUUUUUGGGGGGAACACAAAUUGUCAUUUCACAGAAAGGGAGCCUGACAAAGUGUCCAUUCACCCUCUGAUUCCCAGUUCUGUCAUUCUGUUUGCUGUUUCUCAACUCCCAGUAGAACUUGAGUGCCAUAUGCUCUCAUUUAGUCUUUGGCGGUGCAGUCAUGUGAAAAAGAAAGUACACUCUCUUUCAGUUUCACAUGUCAGGAUAUAAUGGAAAGUUUUAUCUUUCGCAGGUCUUAAAAUAAACAAAAUACAACCUCAGAUCAACAGAAAUACAUGAGAUAUUUUACAGUGUUAUCGUUUAUUAACAGAAACUAAUCCUUAAUGCAGACUGUGUAAAAAACACAAAUACGCCCAUACUGCUUGCAUAGAAUUCAGAGAAUUCAGAGCCAGGCGCUGCUAAUCAAAUGUACAUGAUUAACGGAUCAUCAGUGAGUGUGAGCAGCAGAUGCUUUGGUAGUUUGAUGGUCUGAAGCAUUCAGGUAUGUGUUAGCGCAAUGCCAAGAAGGAAAGACAUCAGCAAUGAUCUUAAAGAAGUAAUUGUUGCUGCCAAUCAAUGUGGGAAGGAUUAUAAGGCCAUUAUCAAACUAUUUCAAGUCCACCAUACUACAGUGAGAAAGAUUUUUCACAAGCAGAAAGCAUUAAAGACUGCGUCCAGUCUUUCCAGGAUUGGAGAUCCCAGCAAAUCUACUCCAAACUCAGAGAAACUACAGAAAACCAAAGAGUUACACCUUGGACGCUACAGCCAUCAGUUAGCAUGUUAUAUGUUAAAGUUCAUGAGAGCAAAAUUAGACAAAGGCUGAACAAAUAUGACUUAUUUAGAAAGGUUUCCAGGAGAAACACUCUUCUCUCUAAAACUAAUUUGCAUGCUUGCAAAGCUGGAUCUGAACAAAGACUUCUGGAACAAUGUCCUUUGGACAAUGAGACCAAAGAGGAACACUUCAUGCUAGUACAGUCAAGGAGUAGUCAUGAUUUGGACUUGGCCAAAGCUCCUUGCAUGAGCUUGUAGCACCUUGCAGUCACUGAGUUGACAAUGAACUGUUCUGUAUAUCAAAAUACUUUAGAUUCAAAUGUUGGACAGGCCGUCUGGUGGACAUCUAAAGCUUGUUCAAAUUUGAUUCCAAGUACAGCUCGUUGCAACAGAAUGGCUGAAAAAGAAAAGAAUGAAGGUGUUGCAAUGAUUCAGUCCAAGUCUAGACUUUAACCCAAUUAAAAUGAUUAAGAGAGCUCAUCUCAGCCAAAUGAAGCAAUGUGAAGAAGAGUGUGCUUCAAGGGCUUUUUUUUUUUUUUUUAAAUAAAAAAUGACACAGUGCAAUAUGUCAUGUGUUGUUGUGAGGUUGUAUUUAAAUAAUUUUAGAACCUGGUAAGGAACAGAUGUUUUUUUAAUUAUAUCCUAAUAUGUAAAAUACAGGAAUCAGCACAAAUAGCUUGGAGAUGCUGGUUUAUAGCUUCACUGAUCCUCCAGCAGUUGGUCCACUGUCACAAUAUGACUUUGAAUGAACAGCUUCAAGAAAUGUCAGAUUUCCAUCAAGUGAAAUGUUCCCCACAGGAUGAAUCGUAAUAACUUUGUGAUAAAUGAACUUUUUAUCUAGCACCACCAUCGGGUUUCAGUUUGUUCAUGACCAAACACUAACAGAAUCCCAUCAUCUCCUCUUUGAGAUUAUUGUAAAUUACUAGAUGUUACUGUGGUAAGAAUUUUACCUACUAAAAAUGAAGCGCUGCCAUUGUGGGAAUGUUACCAUGCUAACACUAGUAAUUAGUUUAACUAAUUAAGUGCUGCAAAGCACAGCCUCACAAAGCAGCUAGCAUGGAUGUAGGCUCUUGGUGUUGUUUUAAGUGUGUCGGUAUGUGGGCAUGUGUGUUGGUGUAGAUUGAUCAAAAGUAUUGCAUUUAUUUUCAAGAAGAAGCACUGUGUGCUAUUUUAUACUUAAUGUAGCUUGUCCUUUCAGGUAUGACUUUGAUUCAUGAAGACUGCCAGAGGAUUGUAUUAAAUAUAUUAUUGUAAAAAGAUGUCCAUUGAAAUACAAAUAAAUGAUCACAGGCGAGAGUAGCCUUCACUUUGGAUCCUUGAGCCUCAGUCAAGCUACUUAUCAAGAUAACCUCAGAAAAACAGCCAUCUAAUGAUGUACAGUUCAUUUCAGUAUGUACAUUCUAACAUGAUAUGUAUUUAUCCUGUACUGUAUGUGAGACUGCAGCUAGUUCAUUUAGACACACGGGCUCAUCGGCAAGAAGUAACAUAUGUGUAUUAUGCUGUUACAAGUGAGAGAUUACUCAAUAGUGCAAUAUGAUGUCUUCCUAAAAAUAUAAAAGACAAUAAUGAUGUGUGGAGUCUGGCACCAGCAUCUUUGACUUGCUUUGAGUUGAGUUGUUUUGCUUCAGGGAGAAUAAAACCGCAUUGAUGUUUAAUACUGCAUGAUGUGUGUGUAAACAAAGCGAGAUGACAAGAAGUGAAGUCCCUGAUCCACAAAGUCUCCGGCGGUGCUGCUGCGAAAGAGGAAUUUAUAUCUUAUCUUGAUGCUAAUUGUGUGUUUACAUUAGCUUAUUUACAUACUAAUUAAAAUGGAUUUAUGUACUUUUUACAUGUAUUUUUUUUCCCAAAGCUGAUUAUUAUUCAAAGCCUGCUGAGUGAAGUUUUAACUGUCUCCAAGAGAUGAAUAAAAUAUCUGAUGAA